Dipodomys ordii (Ord's kangaroo rat) is the source of this 3251-nucleotide messenger RNA. RefSeq names its product autophagy related 9B (gene Atg9b). Gene Ontology annotation, biological process: autophagy of mitochondrion; protein localization to phagophore assembly site. Gene Ontology annotation, cellular component: autophagosome; phagophore assembly site. The record is from RefSeq and is a predicted model, not a curated record. Lineage: Eukaryota; Metazoa; Chordata; Mammalia; Rodentia; Heteromyidae. Bases 1 to 2553 code for a protein of 850 amino acids. The transcript is spliced from 15 exons.
AUGGUGAGCCGCAGGGGGUGGGGGGGCAGCAGGGGGCGGCUGGGGCGGUGGGGGGACAUGGGGCCCAGCUCAGUGCCCCUGCUCCCCAUGCCGCUGCCGCUGCCUGCUCCUCCCUGUAGGGGACCUGGGGGAGGGCGGAUCUCUGUCUUCUCUCUGUCUCCUCGCACUACAAGAAGCUCCCCUUCCACGCGGAACUCUCCUUCUGUGGGCUCCCCGUGCCUGGCACUGCAGGGGACCGAGGCUUCUCAGCCUCGACAAAAUACCCUCCCUGUGGCCGCCACUCCCUCACCUCAGCCCCAAAUGACACCCAUCUCUGCCUCCCCAUCUUGGGGAUCCCACUGUACCCCAUCCCUAUCCUCGGGCACCCCCCCUCCCUCCCGCCGGUGCCACCAGGACCCUCCUGGGCUGCGGAUAGGUCCUCUCAUCCCUGAGCAGGAGUAUGAACGGCUGGAAGACUGUGACCCCGAGGGGUCCCAAGAUUCACCCCUCCACGGGGAGGAGCAGCAACCGCUGCUGCACGUGCCGGAAGGGCUCCGGGGCUCCUGGCAUCACAUCCAGAACCUGGAUAGCUUCUUCACCAAGAUCUACAGCUACCACCAGCGGAAUGGCUUUGUCUGCAUCCUGCUGGAGGACAUCUUCCAGCUGGGACAAUUCAUUUUCAUUGUCACCUUCACUACCUUCCUCCUUCGCUGUGUGGAUUACGAUGUUCUCUUUGCCAACCAACCAAAUAACCGGACAAGAUCUGGACCAUUCCAUAACAAGGUGACCCUGUCAGAUGCCAUCCUGCCCUCAGCCCAGUGUGCCGAGAGGAUCCAUGACAGUCCCCUGCUGGUCUUCCUCUUGGUGCUGGCUGCUGGCUUCUGGCUGUUCCAGCUGCUUCGCUCAGUCUGCAACCUCUUCAGCUACUGGGACAUCCAAGUGUUCUACAGGGAAGCCUUGCACAUCCCUCCGGAGGACCUGGGCUCCGUGCCCUGGGCGGAGGUGCAGUCCCGUCUCCUGGAGCUGCAGAGGAGCGGGGGUCUGUGCGUGCAGCCGCGCCCCCUGACCGAACUGGACGUCCACCACCGCAUCCUCCGCUACACCAACUACCAGGUGGCCUUGGCCAACAAGGGCCUGCUGCCGGCCCGCUGCUCGCUGCCCUGGGGAGGCAGCGUGGGCUUCCUGAGCCGCGGCCUGGCGCUCAACAUCGACCUGCUCCUCUUCCGCGGCCCCUUCUCGCUCUUCCGCGGGGGCUGGGAGCUGCCCGAGGAGUACAAGCGCCGCGAGCAGCGGGGCGCGCUGGCGGCGCGCUGGGGGCGCACGGUGCUGCUGCUGGCGGCCGUGAACCUGGCGCUGAGCCCGCUGGUGCUGGCCUGGCAGCUCGUCUUCUUCGCGGGCGCGCUCUUCGCCGCGCUGCUCGUGCUCACCGUCUACGACGAGGACGUGCUGGCCGUGGAGCACGUGCUCACCGCCAUGACCGCGCUGGGGGUCGUGGCCACCGUGGCCAGGUCUUUCAUUCCUGAAGAGCAAGGCCAGGGGCGCCCCCCGCAGCUCCUGCUGCAGGCAGCCCUGGCGCACAUGCACUACCUCCCCGAGCAGCCCGAGCAGCCCGGCGCGGGCGGCAGGGCCAGCGCCUACCGGCAGAUGGCGCAGUUGCUGCAGUAUCGAGCGGUCUCCCUCCUGGAGGAGCUGCUGUCCCCACUUCUCACCCCACUGUUUCUGCUCUUCUGGUUCCACCCCCGUGCCCUAGAGAUUAUCGACUUUUUCCACCACUUCACUGUGGAUGUGGCUGGCGUUGGGGACAUUUGUUCCUUCGCCCUCAUGGAUGUGAAGCGCCACGGCCAUCCUCAGUGGCUCUCCGAGGGUCAGACAGAGGCCUCACUGUCUCAACGCGCUGAGGAUGGAAAGACAGAACUCUCCUUGAUGCGCUUCUCCUUGGCACAUCCUCAGUGGCGCCCCCCGGGCCACAGCUCCAAGUUUCUUGGGCAGAUUCGGGGCCGGGUACAACAAGAUGCAGCUGCCUGGGGUGCUACCUCAGCUCGCAGCCCCCCAACCCCAGGGGUGCUCAGCAACUGCACCUCACCUCUGCCGGAAGCCUUCCUGGCCAACCUCUUGGUGAACCCCCUUCUGCCCCCAAGGGACUUGAGCCCCACAACCUCCUGUCCAGCUGCUGCCACAGCCAGCCUCCUUGCUUCCCUUUCCCGCAUGGGCCAGGACUCCAGCUGUGUGUCCCCAGGUGGCACUGGGAGCCAGAAGCUGGCCCAGCUCCCAGAGCUGGCUUCUGCGGAAAUGAGUCUUCAUGCCAUCUACCUACACCAGCUUCAUCAGCAGCAGCAGCAGCAAGAAGUGUGGGGGGAGGCUUCGACCUCCUCUCCCUCCAGGCCCUGGUCCAGCCCCUCACAGCCAGCCUCACCUGACGAUGAGAAGCCAUCCUGGUCCAGUGAUGGCUCCAGUCCUGCCUCCAGUCCCAGACAGCAGUGGGCAACUCAGAGGGCCCCGAGUCUGUUCCCUAGGACAUUUCAGGAGACAACAGACACCAAGAAAGAGUCUGGCCAGGUCCCUUGCACGGAUUGAGAGGACACUUCAGGUUUCUCAUUUCUCCAGCUGCAGGGAAUUGAUUGGAUGGGGUGGCAUGGAAGGACACAUGGAGCCAUCUUAGAGCUACCUGCCAACAGACUAACAUGCCCAGGAUGCUUUGUUGGGCAAGACCUGGGGAUCAAUGAGGAACUUGCCCCAGUGAAGAGAGAAAGAGGAGAGGUGAUGACUGUAUGACAGGGAAACCAAUCUUAGAGAUGGUCCCCACACAAAGGGGCCAAGGAGACAGCUUCAAAUGGCUGGCAGGAGUAGUUGCCUGUGAAGAAGUCCCUGAUCAUCCUCCAGGUGCAAGGCCGGUGGAAGGCCGGGCCAGGUCACAGGGAGAGGCCAAAUUCAGCAUUAAGGAAGCCAUGAGUUACCCUGAUCUGAAAGACCAGGAAGUUCUUCCUGCUGGCCUCCCUUUCAGGUUCCCAUGGGCCUGGAGGGAGGUGGGCGGGUGACUUGUGAGUGGAAAAUCUAGAGUAGGCUGAUGUUUUUGGACUUUAGCACUGCUGAGAUGUCUGAGGAAGUGGGUGGAGCUCCUCAUCCUGUGUGAAAUAAGCAGUAAAGAUUGCUUGUGGCUGUGUUGCACAUCUUGUAUGAUGGCAGUUUCUGGCGUGCCCCACUCCUGGCAGCUGAUGGCUGCACCUGCUUUCUCAAUCAAGAGCAAGAACAGCCUGUGAUUGGCUGUCUGUGGA